AUGAGUCAUUUUCUUAACACUCGACAUCAACAGAAGAGUAUCAGUGAGGAUUGCCUUUAUCUCAAUAUUUUUACCAGUGAAAAUUGCUUGACAGAAAAGUGCGCAGUUAUAGUUUAUUUUCAUGGCGGAGCCUUUCUCGCAGAAUCCGCUGUGAUGUUUUCGGAUGAAUUCAUUUUGGAGAGAUAUGUGUCAGAAGACGUGGUUUUUGUCACAUCCGCAUAUCGUUUGGGGGUUUUUGGGCAGUUGUAUUUUGGACCAAAUGGAGUGCUAAGCGAGAAUCUUUUGGUCCAUGAUUCCGUGAAAUCUCUCGAAUUCGUCCAUAAUGAAAUUUCAAACUUUGGAGGAAACCCUAAACAAGUCACUAUUAUGGGACACUCAGCUGGCGCGGCUCUCGUCAAUUUUUUGGGAUUUUCAGAUAUUAUUGAUCCAACACUGUUCCAACAGAUUAUUGCGAUCAGUGCACCCAUGAGUUUUAUAUUUUAUGAUGACGCAAUUAACAAUUCGUAUAAAUUUGCUGAAAAAUUGGGGUGUUUCGGUGGAAAUCGGAGUUCAAUGGAUGUCAAAAGUACGCUGAACUGUUUGCAAAAGUUUAAUGAUACAGAGAUAUUGAAUGCACAAACUGAAAUGGUACAAACGAAUUUCAAUAGUUUCAAUGGAGUCAUUCAAGGAGAGCCGGUUAUGAAGCGAAAUGGAAAAAUUGCGAAUUUUAAAAAGAAUGCACCUAAAAGACACAUAGUAUGUGGAUCUACUCAACUGGAGUUUGGAAAAGACCCAUUUCAAUAUAAACCAGCUGGAAAUUUUUUGGACAUUGAAAAUCCAAAGGAGGUGUUUGAUUUUUAUGACACGAAAAUGCAUAAUACCGAACCAAGAUGGACGGAUCCGAGUUCUGCGUCCGUAUACAUUUCCUCUAGAACAUACUGUGAAGCUAUGGCAAAUGCCGGAGCCAACGCUUAUAUCUAUGAAACGCGACAGAAACCGGAAUCGCUUCAUGUGUCGGAUAUGCAGUAUUUCAUUGGGAUCCAUAGAGAGAAGGUUCAUACUUCGGAUAUGGAUAUUUUGGAUAGUUUUUACUCAAAAAUGUUGGUUAACUUUACAAAAACCGGGGUGCCGGCGCCAGGAUGGGAGAAACUAGACCCAAAACGAAUGAACUAUCUGGAGCUCAAGGUCGAUACAGAACUGGGAAAAGGUCCAAGGAUGCUGGAAAAUUAUCAUGACAAGGAAAUGGAGACUUGGUUUGGAGAAGUUAUGGAAUAUGAUAGGAAUGUUACGAAACAGAAACUCAUGGAAUUUUCUUCAUCUACCGGAAACAUAUCAGAGAGUCAAUCAAUUUUCGGGCAGUUGUGGUUUCACCCAAUUAUUUUGCUUAUUGUGAUUAUUAUCAUUUUGGUACUGCUUUGUUUCAAAAAGCGAUUUCAGACUGGAGAGACAACUCCGUUGUUGACUAUUUUCAUUCAUGUAGAAUGCUUCAAAACUAUCAAUACAAGUCUUGGUAAAGUUCAAGGGACCACAAUACUUUCUGAUGAUGGAAAUCAUAAAUAUUUGUUCAAAAGUCUUCCAUUUGCAAAACCACUGAUUGGAGAGCUUAGAUUUGAAUUACCCCAAUAUCCAGAGUCAUGGACUGGUAUACUAAAUGCAACUGAUUAUAGCUCCUCCUGCAUGAGCAACUUCAUCAACACUACGCACCCCCAAAAGAGUAUUAGUGAAGAUUGUCUUUAUCUGAAUAUCUUCACAAGUGAAACAUGCUUGACAAAAAAGUGUCCACUGUUGUUAUAUAUUCAUGGUGGAGCCUUUCGCGCAGAAUCCGCUGUGAUGUUUUCGGAUGAAUUCAUUUUGGAGAGAUAUGUGUCAGAAGACGUGGUUUUUGUCACAUCCGCAUAUCGUUUGGGUGUUUUUGGGCAGUUGUACUUUGGACAAAAUGGAGGGAUCAGUGAGAAUCUUUUGGUGCAUGAUUACGGGAUCCGGAACACGGAUCCCUCAAACCGGAAUCCAGAAUCCGGAAUUCAGAAUCUGGAAUUCGGAAUCCGGAAUUUGGAAUUCGGAACCCAGAAUCCGGAAUUCGGAAUGAAGAAUCCGGAAUCCGGAAUCCAGAAUCGCGAAUACUUGAUCUUGAAUCCGGAAAACGGAGUCCUCAAUCCGGAAUACGAAAUCCGGAAUCCAAAAUCCGGAAUCAGAGAUCAGGACAUUUCUGCUCCGCACUACAAUACAACUUUUCAUUGUUUUGUAAUAUCUUCCCCAAUUCGCAUUAAAAAAAUCCUUCGACUCUUUCAACGCAUUUAA
Messenger RNA from Caenorhabditis briggsae, 2277 nucleotides. The record is from RefSeq and is a predicted model, not a curated record. NCBI's taxonomy places the organism in Eukaryota, Metazoa, Nematoda, Chromadorea, Rhabditida, Rhabditidae. Bases 1 to 2277 code for a protein of 758 amino acids. The transcript has 14 exons.